AUGAAGUUCGUUUACUUGAUCUGCUUCGUCACCUGCUUGGUUAUCUCUGGUGGAAGUGCUGCCCCGUCAGGGAAUCGAAUAGAAGAGACGCAAGACGAACAGGCAAUAGGUGAUGAAGAAUUCGAAAAUGAUACAGAUUUCUACACAUUCGCAGAUGAAGUCUCUGCAGGUAUCCACAAACUUUUAUUCGGACCAGCAUACAUUCAAUUUCACGAUGAGAUUCAAUUGAAUCAAAAUGACACGGAUGUCCCAGUAGUGCUUGAAGAGGGAAUAUGA
Messenger RNA from Trichobilharzia regenti, 276 nucleotides. The record is from the annotation of a GenBank genome assembly. NCBI's taxonomy places the organism in Eukaryota, Metazoa, Platyhelminthes, Trematoda, Strigeidida, Schistosomatidae.